AUGGAUUCGACGCAGGAAUUUGAGAAUUUGAAGAAAGAAUGGUUUGGAAUGAAAGGAUGGAAUGAAGGCAAUGAUGGGGGUAAAUUAUUGGGGGAAAUGGCCAAGUGGAUUGGAGAAAUGCAUAAAAAUUUGGAUCAGAAGGAUAUAGGUAUUGCUGAAACUGGAUGUGAAAUGCCAUUUAAUAAUGAAGAAAAAUUGAAAGAGGAAGACAUGGAGUGGUGUAAGUUCAUUCUUGGACAUUUGUGGGGCAUCAAGAGAAAAACUAUUGAAGACUCAUCAAAGGAACCCGCAGACAUAAAAAUGAAAGAGUUUAUUCGGUGCGAAGUACUGAAUAUGUGGUUGCAUACAUACAUGAACAAAUAUUGUGGAGCUGGCACAGUUAUGACACAUGCCUAUGGAGAAAUGAAUAAUUUGUGCGGAUUAGUAGCGAAGAACGGGGAAUGUAGUAAAUGCCAGUACAGGCACUUUGGCAAUUUACAUGUAAAUAACAAAAGUGUGUAUCCGUUAAUGAUGACUGCAAUGAGAACGAUGGGAACGGAUGUAAACAGGAUGUAUAACAAAAUACCAAAAGAUCCAUGUCCACAGAGAAAAAGUUCUGAGCAAGCAGAAACAGCACAACCAAAAAUCACCGCAGAGCAUUUUCACUUUAUAACCGAGUUAUUGAUAAAAUGGAUGAUGGCAGGGAAUAUGGACAAAGUGGACAACUUUGGGGAAAAAAUAUGGGAAGAUAUCAAGGAAUUACUGCAGGAGUUCUUUGAAUAUAUGGAAGACGAGGACGAUGCCAUGGUAGUGUCAUGUAAAGAUGUGUCCUAUGAUGGAGUGUUUAUAGAUGUAAAAGAAAUGGACAGGCUUACGUGCAAACUUAUGGUGAAAGCACUGUUCUUCGUGAACAGAUUUGGUGCAAGGUGGAAGAAUGAGGAUGGUUUGUUAGAGGAGGAAGACGAAAUAAGGGCAAAAAUGAGGUGCAUUAUUGUAGGUGUACUGAUGUUUCAAACGUUAAAGGCAAAUUGCGAACGGAGAAAAGGUAUGGACUAUGCUUUGAAAAUAGUGGACAACAUUGUUGGUGACCUAGGAGGAGCAUUUGGUAAAAAUAAAUGUAAAUGGAUGGACUAUGAAGACAUGAAAGUCGGGGGAAAAAUCAUUGGUAAGACAAUAAAGGAAUGGUUACUUGCGAAUGAACAGAUAGGGGGAAAAAUAGAAGAAAUAGGAAAAAGUGCUAAUUGCAAGUGGGAAGAUUUGGGGAAUCAAGCAAGAGCAGAGAAUAAAAACAAUGAUAGUAGGAAGAUUGUGGGGAUUUUGAAGGAACAUGGGGAAGAAUUAGAGAAGGAGGAGAAGACAUGGACAGUGCCAGUAAAGUUGGAAGAUGUCAAAUAUAAGAAUAAGGAACAAAAAGCUUUGUCUCCAGCACCCCAAGAAUCUUCCUCCCACGAACAACCCCAAGCACCCGCAUCCCCCGUCCUUCCAGCUAGACCCCCUCCUCCUCCACCUCCUUCACCACCAGACGAAGACUGCAGUAAGAAGACUGUCUUAUGUGAACGCGCAAAAUGUGUAACAACACAAUGGGGAGAAAACCGAAUACUUAGCCAUAAUAUUCCUUGGGAUAAAUUUUGGCCCAACGAUGUCAAGAAUCAACUGAAAAGUCUUUCUAAAGGCAUGCUCCAGGUGAAACCAGAUGUUGACAAUGAAUGUGAUCAUAUUACGGGGGCAGAUAGUACGAACAAAGAGGCUUGUAAAUUCAUUGUUCGGGGUUUGGAGCAUAUAUAUAAAAUUGAAAAAGUAAAAGUGAAAGAUAAUUUAAGCGGAGAUCAAAAAAGAAAGAAAGAAAAGGAAACUGCAGAUAACCAAAUAUUCCAUCGAACUGUGUCGUGCUUUCUGUUGAACGCAUACAUAGAUAGGUUGAAACAGGAGGUGAAAUCUCCCUGUACAGUCGAUGAAGAAACAAUACAACAAGCAUUUGAUAAAGGGAAUGGGCAACGUACGCAAUGGUGUAAGGGUAAGGAUAAGGAAGGUAAAAGCAUGGACUGUGAGAAGUGUGAAAGGGUACCUAGCUUAGUUUGUGAAGUAACUGGAGGCAACAAACAAUACAAAGUAAAGGAAGAAGUGGAUAAGCUGUUCCAAGAUUCGAAGAAUGUGGAAGCACAGAAAGUUCUAACUGCCAUAAAUACUAUGAAUAACUUAUGUCACCGUGCAAAUUGCGUAGUAGGAAAAUGGUUUAAAAAUAGAACAACGCAGGGCGGAUCGAAGACCAUGGAAGACAUGUGGGGUGAUGUUGGUUAUAAUUUAGGAGAAAUGUCUGAGGCUAUGAACAAGAACAGCGCAACCAAGAAUAAUUUAUGUGAAAAGGCUACUUGGGGAAGUGAUGAAACGGGGAAGGCCAAAAAAAAAGCAUGUGAGCUUCUUGUAAAGGGUUUAAAGCACAUUUACAGUAUUACAAAGUAUUCAGGUGACAACAUUCUGCACCAGGAAGAUAACAGAAGGUUUAAACAAACUAUGGCCUGUCUAGCAUUAAAUGCAUAUGCAGAUAAGUUGUCUGAGCAAUCCUGCAUUGAAGAGAGUGUCGUACAGGAGGCCUUUAAAAUCGACGAGAGUUUACGCAAAUCUUGGUGCACAGGUGAUGCCUGUGAAAUAUGCAAAAGGGAGAAGGACUAUAAGAAUUGUAAAAUAAGCUGGGACGAAGAAGAGGACGAAGUGAAAGGAAAAGUGGAUGAACUGCUCAAAGGGAAUUAUACAAAAGAGCAAGAUAAAAAACAGGAAAUAAAGAAUGUUAUGAAUGAAAUAGACACCAUAUGCCAGCAGGAUACAGGAGCACCUUCAGCAAGUAGUCAAUUGGCCGGAAGUGAAAACCUCCCUGAAGCAGCAGGAGCACCUGCACCUGUAAAAAAACCAUCGGAUACUUCCGAUACAUUUGAAGUCAGUAAAAAGGAUGCAAAGGAGGAACAAGCAGGUAAGCCUAACAGUAACUCUCAACAACCUGCAGCAUCACCGGAUGAUAUUCCUGACCUGCCCACAGAAUGGAUUCCAGAUGGUGCCUCUAAGAAUGACGACACGGAUGAUAAGUACUUAAAAGGUGCUUGGUCCGUAACAGAUAAAGGUGCAGUAGUUACUGUUAUUAAUGGUGAUCCCAUUAUUACUGCAGGUUCUACUACUAUAAGUACAGGUGAUGAUACACCUGGUUCUUCCGGCUCAGGUUCAACAGUAUUAUCUUCGAAUCUAGAUCCAGGAAAUGGUUCACAGGUCCCGACUGAAACCAAGACAGCAAAAACUGAGAAACUGGUCGAUGACAAUGGUCCAGGUGGUCAACCCUCUAAUACUAGUGUUAGCGGCAGUGCUAGUACUACUAAACCUGGUGUACCAAGUGCUAUUCCUGAUGGCGUCCCUGGCGCAGGAGGUGGUGGCACUGGUAGUGGUAAAGAAGGUGCUUUUAGUCCACCAGCAGGGCAGGGACAACAACCCCCUCCUCCACCCCCACUGGAACCAGCAGGACCUGCAGCUCCAGAAACAUCACCGACAACACCACCAUUACCUAAGGGUGCCUCAACAACACCAGUUGUUCCUGCCCGAGUUGUUAACAAGAUUGACAACCUUUCUGAUCUCCUUACUUCAUACCUUCCUACCAUUCCCGUCUUCAUUGGUAUUUCUGCUAUGACCUACCUCCUUUGGAAGUAUUUUUUUUUCGGUAAAAGAAGAAAACGUUACAUAAGAGCUCAUCAAGUGCGUCGUCCUCCAACAUUGCAAGAACAACUCCUUGCUCAUGUGGAGGACCAGGGAGAUGGUCCACAUGAAUAUACUUUAGUAAAGGAACGAAAACAACCAAGAUCUGCGCCCAAAGAAGGAAAAACGAGGAGGCCAAAAAAACAUGCUGAUCGCCGUAUUUCUCACCGUGCUAUUAUUGAUAUCCAUUUAGAAGUCUUAGACGAAUGUCAAAGGGAAGAUUUGCAUUCGACGAAGGAAGAUUAUUUCGCCAUUCUUGUUCAAGAAUUUAUGGGAAGCAAUUUUUUAGAGGAGAAAAAGGUCCCUAAGAAACAGGUUCCAAGUUUAGAUUCCGGGUUUAGGGUUAAUAUUCUUAAGGGAGAUGUUCCUGAGGAAAAUGUUCCAAGUUCAGAUUCCGAGUUUAGGGAGGAAGACUUUCUUGCUAUGGAAGGGGUUCCUUUGGAAGAUGUUCACAGUUUAUAUUCCGGGUUUAGGGAGGAAGACUUUAUUCUUACAGAAUAUAUUCCUGAGGAAAAUAUUCCUAAGGAAAGUGUUCCUAUGGAACAUGUUCAAUGUUCAGUUUCCGGGUUUAAAGUGUAG
Plasmodium coatneyi is the source of this 4290-nucleotide messenger RNA. RefSeq names its product SICA antigen. NCBI's taxonomy places the organism in Eukaryota, Apicomplexa, Aconoidasida, Haemosporida, Plasmodiidae. The transcript has 8 exons. The record is from RefSeq and is a predicted model, not a curated record. Bases 1 to 4290 code for a protein of 1429 amino acids.